AUGGCAAGGACUACAAGCACCAUCUGCAGUUGGUUCUUGGCACCGCCUGCUGAGCCUCCUUUGGCUGGUUGGUCCGAAAAUGAGGAGGCCCCAGACGUCACCGUCAGCAUACUUCAACUCAUCCUCCCACAUUUCCCUCCCGCCAGAAGCGCGUCAUGCCCGCCCGAACUUGCCGUCACGGAGGAGGAGGCCUCUAGAAUGCUACUUGAGAUGAGAGCUGAAGAAGGGGCCGUGAUGACCCCACAGGCCACGCCGUACAAACCUGGUGCCAAAGCUCCCCUGAGCAAGAGGGCAUUCUGGCGCUUGUUGCUAACCAUCGAAAUAAGCAUGUUUGGCAUCGCCAUAGACGUCGCCGUCAUCCCGGUCGCCGUCCCGUCCCUCUCUUCCUACAACCUCGGGUACCUCAACUCAGCGUGGAUAGGCACUGCGUUCCUUGCCUCCUUCGCGCUGGGCUUCCUUAUCUGGCCGAGGGUGUGCAAGGGCUUCGCCCACAAGUUCUCCUUCGCCGUCGCCAUGGAGGCAUUCAACCUCGCAGCCGUCCACUCCCCGCCCUCUAGCGCACAGACGGUGGGGCGCUUGAUCGCGAUGCGUGCUAUGGCGGGAGCGGGCGCCGGCGGGGCCUACGCGAUUUUCGAGAUGGUUUUGAGGGACAUUGUUCCGCCGAAAGAAUUCAACAAGUACAUGUCUGCCUCUCGGAUGAUCUGGGCCGUGGCCGCGGUCGGUGGCCCGCUGGCAUCCGGAGCGUUGGUUGACUGCGGAGCUGGCCCACUUUCCUACGAACUUGGCCCCUUCAUAGGAACCGUUGGCUACAUCAUGGCGUUAUCCUUCCUGAACCUUCCGGGGCCGUCCUGGGCUGAUAUCCGCCUGAACUUGCGCCAGUUCGACUACCUUGGCUCACUGCUUCUCACUGCCGGAACAUUCUUCAUGCUGCUCGUGCCAGCAUCAGGUGGUGGUGCCAUAUUUCCCUGGAUCUCGGCCCCCCCAGUCGGCCUAUGCAUCGCCGGAGUUGCGCUCCUGGCAGCCUUCUGCUUCAUCGAGCCCUUGGUCCCUGAUCCUCUCCUCCACCCCUCGCUGUUCCUCGACCGAAGCCUGCUUAUGACUGCGAUGGUGGCGUUCUUCUACGGCGCAAACCUCUUUGGGACGCUGUAUUACGUCCCGCAUUUCUUCCAACUCGUUCUUGACGACGGUGCGUUUGUGUCUGGUGUGAGCAGUUUACCAAUGGUGGUGGGAAUGGCUGUGGGGGCCGCAGGUGCGACCUUUUUGAUCUCCAGGCAGCAAAUCCGAACAGGCAGAAUCGCCCAAGGAGGUGCUGCCUUGACGGCCCUUGCGAGCGGCCUGAUGGUCCGUUGGGGCACCAACACCAGCCGCGCGGAGGCAGUGGUGGUCCUUGGCCUCCUGGGCCUGGGCCAAGGGACUGCAUUCAUCGGCCUGGUUCGUAGUACGCAGACCUACGUUGACCACUCGCCUUCCUGGUCGGGCUCCCGGAUCUUCACACUCUUCCAGGCGUUGGGCUCUGGGUUUGGGGUUGCGUGUUUUGCGGCCGUGUACAUGCCCAGGCUGCAGUCGUCGCUUGGUGUUGUUGUUGCGGAUGUCGCAGAAACCUUGGCUACUGACAUUGGAAAUUUUAAAGAUGAGUAUACAAAUAUGGGACCACGUCUCCUGGAUGCAUACGGUUCCAGCAUGCGGGCCGGAUGGUAUCUCAUGUUUGCCUGUGCGUUGGCUGUGUCGGCUUUGACCUUUGUUCUGGAGCGAUGUUCUAUCCGAAACGACUUUCACAUGUCUGACUCUGACGGUUAUGAGAAGGUUCCCGGAAUCGAAAAAUCAGUUUACUAG
This is a messenger RNA of Diaporthe batatas, 1833 nucleotides long. RefSeq lists its product as uncharacterized. Gene Ontology annotation, molecular function: transmembrane transporter activity. The record is from RefSeq and is a predicted model, not a curated record. The transcript is spliced from 5 exons. Lineage: Eukaryota; Fungi; Ascomycota; Sordariomycetes; Diaporthales; Diaporthaceae. Gene Ontology annotation, biological process: transmembrane transport. The coding region runs from base 1 to 1833 and encodes 610 amino acids.